Messenger RNA from Heterobilharzia americana, 3213 nucleotides. Lineage: Eukaryota; Metazoa; Platyhelminthes; Trematoda; Strigeidida; Schistosomatidae. The record is from the annotation of a GenBank genome assembly.
GUAUUAAGCGUGAGUGACCUUGGUCUUGGUACUGCGACCUACACAUUAAAAAGUUCUAUGGUGAUUUGUGUUUACGCGCUGAACGAAAGUAAUGGUUGAUACAGAAAUGAAUAUCAUUGGACUUGUGAAAGAGGUUUAUGCAUUUGGCUUUUAUAUUUUUAGUUAGUUUCUGGAAUAUUAUCAAUUCAGUCAGAGUUACAAUUGUUUCACAGAAGAAUCUCGUAUAUUUCAAGGGGUGAACGUCGAGAACUGGAGACCUGCCUCAGAUUUUAAAAGAAAGCAACAAGUUUUGGAUCUUAUUAAGGCUAACAAGAAGGAUGAAUUUUUCAGUGCCUUAUUGAGGUUAGUGCCAGAAUCUCUGCUACAACAGCAGGAGUUCAUGCGGUUAGAAUUCGAUAUCAAUCUGUUCUUCCUUACUGGGUCUUGGCAGAAGUACAAUACAGAUGAAAGACAAACUGCAAUGCAAGAAUUUAAACGGUAUUUGGAGACCAAAGGAUCAGUUCAUAGUCAGAAUACAGAGUUCUUGGCCUAUUACGCCCUUCCCUAUGUGCCAAAACCCAAUGAACAUCCUAUAUACCAGCAGUUGUUCGAAGAAACAUGGCGCAAUUCCGUUAUCUCUCGCCUGUCAAAAUUUAUUGAUUCUAUAAUUCAACCGAAUAGUAGUAAAACUCCUCGUUUAAUCAAUCUAGUGACGAGACCAAAUAUAAAACAAGACCGGUUGGUGAAACAACUCUCUAGCGAGUUAUCAGAUGCUGAAAAGCGUGCAGCGCAGUCUCAAAAAAGAUUUGCGAAGCUUCAGACGGACUAUCAAACUCUUAUCUCCGUGACUGCAGAUAUUCUUGAUGCCUUAGAGAGUAGCUUAAAAGGAAGAACUUUAGAUAGUUCAGUAAUGCAGAAGAUAUAUUCUCGUUUGGUGCAUAGCCAGCAUAAUGCAAAUAUAAGAUUGAGUGACCAGCACAGUCAACCGAAUCAGACACCAGACAAUAAAUUCAGGUGUGAAGCUAUGGGAAGCCUAACCGCUAGCCGGAAAACUGAGUCUUUGAGUGAAAAGCCGUCUGCCAAUGGAGUUUUCUACCCGGAUGAUACAAUGUCUAUGCCAUUAUUUGAAUUGGAUUAUCAUAAAAUCAAAGACGAUAUCAAAGUAAUGAAUGAUCGGAAGAAAUGUUAUCUACUUCAAGCAUUACGUUGGAGAUUGACGAAAUCUAAGUUAUCACAACGUGAAAAUUGUUUAACAUCAUUUGUUCGAAAUGAUAUACUGGAUUUAACAAAAAUUGAAUCACUUAAAGAUGUUGAUCUUAUCAAACAUGCACCAUUACUUCAUUGUUUAAAAUCAAAACAUCAUCGUGUACGUGAAUAUAUGGCACGUUUUAUCAAUGCUUUAGCAUCAUUAUCCAGAGGUCGGGCAUACUUAUCACAGACAUCAUCAGUUGUUGAAAUUCUAAUUGAUGAAGUCCGUAAAGAACAAGAUGAGUGUAUAACACGAGAAAAUUUUGUUGGUGCACUACAGAAGAUGAGUUUAAGGCGACCAAUGCAAACUGUAAUGAUUAAACAAGGAGUUAUUUUAUGGGUUACCAAUUUACUCGAAAAUAUGAAUAACUUAUCUGAUUACACUUUAGAAUAUGCUGUAGCACUCUGUAUGAAUUUGUGUUUAAGAAGUUCAGGUAAACGAUGUUGUGUUCCAAUUACAGGCCGUUUACUCAAUGUUCUAAUGGAUCUGCUUGGCAUUGAUAAUAUCGACAUAGUGCCUUAUGUUAAUGGUGCACUAUAUUCUAUAUUAUCUCUACCAGAGAUUAGAAAAACAGCUGAAAAAAUGAAUCUUAAACAUAUUCUAAAAAACUUUAUUAAACCUGAUCAACCAGAAAUGAAUCGUCAAUUUGAUUUUAUUAUUCAAAGAUUAAAUUCAUCUGAACAACCACCUGCAGAAGACUCAGAUGAUGAUGCUGAAGAUGACGAUGAUGAGGAGGAUGCCUCUAUAUUAGAAGCUGAUUUGGAUAGACAAGAUUUACCUGCACCAGAUCUAAAUGAUUUAGUUACUUUAAGUGGUUCACAAACAAUUUUACAUGAUCCAUGUAUGUGGGUUGGAGAAGGUCUACUAAAACAUCAUUAUUCAAUGCAAACUAUGAUAAAAGGUGAAGUCAAUGAUGGUAUGGAUCAGUGUAAAUCACUUUACAACAAAGGCAAUGAAAUAAAAUUAUCAAAUAAUAAUUUUGAUAAUAACUUUCCACUUCAACGACCUACAACACCUGGUCAACGUUCUAGUCGAAAUUCUAUAUGUGAAAAUCAUCCAUCAACUUCUAGCAAAAGUCAACCACCACGUAUUUCAAAUUUAACAAAUCACUUCAAUGAAGAGAUGGGUAAUCAGUACAACUUGCGUGACAGUCUAGCAACGAUUACACAAAGCUUUACAGAAGAAAUAACUCCUAGAUGUAAAACACCUACAGUCAAUGGAUAUUUAUGUAAAGAAAUUCAUACACAUGAUGUAAAUGGAAGAAAAGUCAAAAAAUUAUUGUCAAUCGACAAGAAGAUCAAGGUGUUUUUGAAAGUCGACCAAAAAUUUCACGUACACCAGAUUCUAAUUCACCUAGAGAAGAGAAAAAAUUCACUUGGAAUAACAGUAAUAACAAUAAUAAUAAUCACUAUGAUAAAUUGAAUGAAGUUGAUAUUGAUGAUGGUACAGAGGCGGAAGAGAGUGUUAUUGUUCGAUCACUUGGUGGUGGUCGUCGGCAUUGUGAUCGUAUAACAGCUUUACGACAUUCCCCAGACUCGACUGUAUCAAGCAGUACACAUAAAUAUGAUAAAUCAAUCAUUAGAAAUAGCCUACACUUAAAUGAUAAUGAUGAUGAUUAUAACGAUGAGGAAAUAUUUUCACAUUAUUCAGAAAAUAUAAAAUCUAAUAACAAUGGUACAGUAUCGAAAUAAAAUCAAUGAUUAUAUAAUCAUUAAUAAAUUUAUGCAUUUCCUCGAUUUCUUACUGAAUAAGACAAUACCGUAAUGUACGAUCUCAAUUCUAUUCAAUCAUCUCAACUAUAUUGAUAAGUAUGAUUGAAUAAAAAUGUUUUAGCUAACUAACAUAUUUGACUAGUUUAUUAAGUUAUAAUGUGAAUAUUAUUUCCUAUUCAUAAAAAUAUUUCAUGUUUUAUGUAGAUGAUUUUUCAAGCUUUUAUUUGAAAGCAUUAAAAUGUUGAACAAUACAUAAUGUAGAUCUAGACGGAG